GAUCGUAUUGAAAGAUUGGCGGAGCAGCUGGGAGCUGAGGAGCGGCAGGAGACCCGCGAGAUCACCGCUACCAGCACCGGGAUUCCAUGGAAUGCCGUGUGGCCCUGUGCGGUCAUGGUGCUGCUCAUCUAUAUCUACCUUGGCAUGGGCAUCUUAACACCUGACUCGAUGGGCUACGAGCCACUCGAGGUCGACCGCAGGGAUCCGGCCCUGGUCUUGGCAGCAGUGCUUUACUGGGUGGUGAUGCCCAUCGCGCUGGUCACACUGGGCUUCGGAGCCACCUGCGAGCAGGGUGCGCCUAUUUUGGCUUACAUCACCUACGGAGUGUGCUUUUCUUUGCACUUCCUUUGCAUCUUCUGGGCCAUGACAGGCUCAUUGAAAAGGAGACUCCACGACAGCACCCCAAAACUCAUCUUCAUGCUUGGCAUGGCGGCGCUGGAGCACUUCGACAUGGCCUCGGAUGCGCUCUUCACCGGGACAUCCGCUGCCUGCAGUGACGAAAUCACAGGCUUGUGGCUGCAGUCCUGGCACGACGUGCCAGGGGGCGGUUUCAUGGUGCCCACGCUCUCGAAGCUGGGCUUCUCCGGCGUGGCUUUGAUGCUGUUUGUCACGAACGCUUAUGUGCCGCAAUUACUCGUGGUGUGGGCUCCGUUUGCACCCUUUGCUGCACUUUCCUUUGUGGUCAUGGUCGUCCUAUGGGCCAGCUUCGGUUGGGUUAUCGGCCUUUCAGCGAUCCUGGUGGUCUAUGCCUUGGUGCUGUGCAGUCCGCUGGGGGCGAUGGAGAUGGAGGAGCUGAAAGACGAGGCUUUGCGCAGCGAUGAGCACAUGAGCAUCUACCUUGGCGCCGAGGUUGUGGAAGCUAAGGGGCCCAAAGAAAAACGGCCCCUAGUGAUCAUGGGCACGAAGUUGGUUCUAGAAAACUUGUUGCAGCUAUGGCUGCAAAGCUCCUACCUCUCCCUCUCCUUCGACAGAAUGGACAACGACGCCCGCUGGCAGGCGAUGGCCUCCAUUGGCGUAGGCCUCCUUGUCGCAGGUGGCAAAGGCAUCCAGAUCUCGGUGAUCUUGUUGACCAUGAUGUAUGAAGGUGGUAGAGAUGCUUGCCGAGAUGCUUGCGAAGAUUGUCAGGGCUUAUCGCUGGGCAUGGGUAUCAUCGGAGUCUUCAUGAUCUUAGCCGGCUUCGGAGGCCUCGCAUGGGUCUUGGCGAAAGUCGUCUUCAUCUUCCGGUGCGACUCGCAUGUUUGGAACCUUUCCACCGGCUGCGUCAGCCCGGAGAUGUAG
This is a messenger RNA of Symbiodinium necroappetens, 1278 nucleotides long. NCBI's taxonomy places the organism in Eukaryota, Dinophyceae, Suessiales, Symbiodiniaceae. The record is from the annotation of a GenBank genome assembly.